AUGGCGGAUGAAAAAUAUUGGCUGUUUGAUGGUACCAAUUUUGGAAAUUGGAAGUACCGCAUAGAAGUGCUGAUGGAAGACAAAGGAUUGCUUGACUGCCUCGAGAAGGCGAUAGAAGAUGAAGAUUAUGCAAAAGAAGUUCCAGGAGACACAGCGGUGGUCUUAGCGGAAAAGAAGAAGAAGCUUGACUUGCGCAUCAGCAGAGAUCGUAAGUGCAAAAAUAUCCUUGUCAAUCGUAUCGGAGAAGACCAACUGGAUUAUGUGAAAGACACGCGUACAGCGAAAGAGGCUUGGGACGCCUUGAAGAACGUGUUCGAGCGUGUUGGCAUAGCAGGUAAACUUCUACUCAAGAAGCAGUUCCAAGAACUGAAGCUGAAAGAGGGUGGUGAUGUAAAGGCAAAUUUGCUGCAGUUCGAAAAAGUGCUGCGUGACAUGCGGGCUGCUGGUGUUAAAACCGAUGAAGAAGACACGGACCAGCUAACAAUGGAUUACGUCAAGAAACGUCUGAUGGACGAAUCGGCCAAGCGGGCAAAUCAUGAUGUCUCACAAAGCAGGAUAAGAGAAUCAGCUUUCACCGGAAACAAAGAAAUGCGUCAGAGAGGUCUAAUUGGCUGA
Molecule: messenger RNA, 615 nt
Organism: Anopheles stephensi (Asian malaria mosquito)
Lineage: Eukaryota; Metazoa; Arthropoda; Insecta; Diptera; Culicidae
Exons: 3
Coding region: 1-615 (204 amino acids)
Source: RefSeq, a predicted model, not a curated record